Messenger RNA from Dendronephthya gigantea, 4629 nucleotides. RefSeq lists its product as uncharacterized. Gene Ontology annotation, biological process: DNA integration. The record is from RefSeq and is a predicted model, not a curated record. NCBI's taxonomy places the organism in Eukaryota, Metazoa, Cnidaria, Anthozoa, Malacalcyonacea, Nephtheidae. Gene Ontology annotation, molecular function: nucleic acid binding. Bases 1 to 4629 code for a protein of 1542 amino acids. The transcript is spliced from 6 exons.
AUGGCGACACGAAGGCAGCAAGAACGACAAGAAAAUGAAAGCCCAACAGGUCCAUCAACUCAGCAGAUUUUUACAUCUAAUGUACCGCUCCCACAGCCAAUAAGUCUAACAGGCAAUUUAGCGAAAAAUUGGAAGAACUGGCGUCAGACUUGGCAAGCAUAUGAAGUAAUCACAAACCUCGCCGAACGCGACCAAAAAUAUCGAGUUGCUACGUUUAUCACGUGUAUUGGUCCUGAAGCCAUGGAAAUUCAUAAUGGUUUACCUUUCCGAAAUGACGAGGAAAGACAUUACGAAGAUAAUAGAACUAUGGAACAAUUACUGCAUAGAUUUCAACAACAAGGAGAGACAAUAGACACGUAUGCGACAGUCAUUCGUACUUUAACUGACACAUGCGAAUUUGGAGCCCUUAAGGAGGAGUUAGUUAGAGACAAAAUAGUAUGCGGAAUACGUGACAAUACUUUGCAGAAGAAAUUGCUACAAGAAACCAGUUUAACCUUAGAAAAAUGUUUAAACAUAUGCAGAGCAGCCGAAGCAGCAAACAAUCAACAGAAGCAAAUAUCGCACAACACUUCAGAGUCUACACAUGCACUCAAACCAAAAGGGAAGCCCCAAUUCAAUAGCCAAAGAAAACCGAAGUUACCAUGUCCUGAUUGUAAAUAUUGUGGCAGGCGACAUGAGCGUAAGAAAGAAAAAUGUCCAGCCUACAAUAAAACAUGCAAUAACUGCUCAAUGAAACAUCACUUUAGUUCUGUUUGUCAGCAACCAAAAAGACAACAAAGAGGGCCAAAGACAAUACAAACUGGCAGAUCUAAAACACACCAAGUUCAUGAGGAAAGUGAUCAGUCCACUGAUGAUGAGAUUUGGUCAAUUACAGAACGAGUAAGUACAGUCCCGGGGAGGAAUUGUGUAUGUGCAGGUAUACAAUUGGGCGACCAGAUAAUACAGAUGCAAAUUGACACUGGUGCAACAUGCAAUGUAUUACCGCAUUCCUAUUUGCCUAAAGAUGUCAAGGUCCAGCCAACCAAUAGAAAUUUAUUUACCUAUUCUGAGUCAAAGCUUGAAGUACUAGGCAAGGCAGUGUUGAACAUUAGUAACCCAAAGAACAAUUGUAAGUACUUUGAAGAAUUUUUGAUUGUUAAAGAUGGGUCCAUUCCUCCGUUAGGAGUUAAAACAGCUCAAAAGAUGGAACUGUUAGUCAUUCAACACCAAAAUAUCUUACAUAUGGAUUGUAGUAAUGCAGUAACAUCUCGGGAGCAGCAGAGAUUAAGUAAAGAGGAUGUAUUGUCAAAGUAUGCAGAUCUAUUUACAGGUUUGGGUAAGAUUGAAGGCAAACUUCAUCUAGACGUGGAUGAAACAGUGACUCCAGUUGUGAUGCCACCUCGCCGUGUCCCAAUUGCUGUGAAACACAAGUUAAAAGAAGAGCUUGAUCGCCUUGAAGCCCUUAACGUCUUAGUGAAAGAAGAGAAACCAACAGCAUGGGUGUCUGGGUUUGUAGCAUCUGCCAAGCCAAAUGGAAAAGUAAGGGUAUGUAUUGACCCACAGCAUCUAAAUACCGCACUGAAGCGUAGACAUUAUCCCCUUCCAGUUGUUGAGGAGAUACUCCCAGAGUUAGACAAAGCAAAGUUUUUCACAAAGGCUGAUCUCAAAGAUGGGUAUCUACAGAUCCAGUUGGAUGAAGAUUCUAGCAAGCUUACUACGUUUCAGACACCAUGGGGUAGGUAUCGCUGGCUCCGCAUGCCCUAUGGAAUUUGCCCAGCUUCCGAGUGCUUUCAGCAGAAGCUUGAUCAAUGCCUUGAAGGAUUGCCAGGGGUGUAUAAGAUAGCUGAUGAUUUACUCAUCAUCGGAAAGGGAGACACCGAUGAAGAGGCAGAGUGUGACCACGACCAACAUCUGACUACGCUGUUUGAACGAUGUCGAGCAAAGAAUGUCAAGUUAAACAAGGAUAAGCUGAUUUUCAAAUCCAGGGAAGGGUCCUUUAUUGGCCACCUAAUCACAAGAGAAGGGUUGAAACCAGAUCCUAGAAAAGUGGAAGCGAUCCAGAAAAUGAAGCGACCGGAUGAUGUUCCAGCAGUAUUGCGAUUCCUUGGUCUUGUGAAGUACCUGUCAAAAUUCCUGAACGAUUUAUCUGGAAUGAGCGAGCCUUUGCGUCGGCUGACACACAAGGAUGCAGAAUGGAAUUGGACAGAAGAGCAAGAGGAUGCCUUGGAGCGUAUAAAGGAAGCAGUUGUUAAAGCUCCAGUUCUGAAGUAUUUCAGCGAUACUGAUGCAACUGAGGGACAGGGAGAUGCUUCACAGAAUGGUCUCGGGUUUGCUCUCAUGCAGAAUGGACAACCUGUGACAUAUGCAAGUCGGGCUCUUACUUCGGCAGAGCAGCGAUAUUCACAGAUCGAGAAAGAGCUGUUAGCACAAGUGUUUGGUAUGGAACAUAAUCAUCAGUAUGUGUAUGGUCGUAAGGUUAUUUUAUGGACCGAUCACAAGCCGCUUGUCUCCAUAUCGCAGAAACCACUAGUCACAGCGCCAAAGAGACUCCAGCGGUUACUUUUGCGGUUACAACAGUAUGACUAUGAAAUUCGCUACAAGCCUGGCAGAGAUAUGGUCGUGGCUGAUACGUUAUCUCGAGCAUAUCUAGAAGACCACAUACCUACUAAAACUGAAGUAGAGACAGAGCAUGUCCAUGCAGCACAGUUUCUUUCAAUUCCUGACCACCAGAUGAAAGAGUUACAGCAGAAAACUGCAGCAGAUCCAACAUUGCAAUUACUCAAGAAGGUAAUUUUAGAUGGAUUUCCAAAUUCCAAACACAGUCUACCAGCAAGCAUCCAUCCAUAUUUUGGUAUUCGAGAUGAAUUGUCUGUAGUGGAUGGCAUCAUCUUCAAAGGGCUACGUUGUAUUAUUCCUGUGGUUCUCAGACACAAGAUUAUGUUGAAAUUGCAUGAGUCACACAUUGGGGUGCAAGGAUGUCUUCGGAGAGCUGGAGAACUAGUCUAUUGGCCAGGUAUGAAUGCUGAACUCACUGAUUACAUUAGUAAGUGUGACAUCUGUCUAUCAUCAAGUACAAGUCAAGCUAGGGAGCCCCUUAUUUAUCACGAGAUUCCAGACAGACCCUGGAAGAAGAUUGCCACUGACAUUUUUACGAUAGACGGUAAAGACUUUUUGUGCACAGUCGAUUACUAUAGCGGUUAUUUUGAAGUAGACCCAUUAAGUGGCAAAACAAGUAAAAGUGUAAUUUCCAAGAUGAAGAGACACUUCUCUACUCAUGGAAUUCCUAAUGAACUUUGUAGUGACAAUGGUCCCCCAUUUAACUCAGUUGAAUUUGCUAACUUUAUGAGAUUUGCAGGAACUAAGCACAUCACCAGUUCACCAUUGCAUGCUCAGAGCAAUGGAAGAGCCGAAAAUGCAGUCAAGACAGCCAAGAACCUCAUGAAGAAAAGCAAAGAGGCAUAUAUGGAGUAUUUUAUCUCGUUGCUUAGCUGGAGAAACACUCCUACGGAAGGCAUGGAUACGUCCCCAGCUCAAAGAAUGUUUGGACGGAGAACUCGGACACAGUUACCGACUGCUGAACCAUUACUAAAGCCACAACCAGCGCCAGUUGAUGUAAGAAAACAAAUUCUGACAAGGAAGGAGAAACAAGCAUUCUAUUACAACAGACAGACAAAGGAGCUUUCAACGCUGAAAGAAGGUCAAGUGGUGCGAAUUACCCCUCAACCAAAUGAUCGAGAGAAUAAAUGGAUAAAAGGUCAGGUAACAAGAGAAGCGGGUAUCAGAUCUUAUGAAGUGAUAACUGAGGAUGGCAGGCAGUUCAGGAGAAAUCGUAAACAUUUGCGUGCUUCUAAGGAACAGUUUUAUCCGCCAGACAAACCACCUCCACCUGUGUCACCAUCAUCAACACCACCUCCAUUAACGCCGCCAAAGUUGCAGGUCCAACAUGUUCCGCAGCAGCCCGUUGUUAGCGCUGGGAAAGCCAUCAGUGGAGUGACAAGGAGUGGCCGAGAUUCUUGGUAUUCUCAAAUUUAUGAGAAAUUUAGAGAUGAAAGAAAACAUGCGCAGGAUCCACAGGUCCUUCAAAGAAAGAGAAAGUCGGUGGAUGGCGACAUCAAAGUUGUAAAGAAGUCUUUUCGAAGAGGGGGGAUAAAUUGGGAGUCAGCCUUUUCUGAGGGAGAAGAUGAGAUUAUUGCAAAAUUUGAGAGGAUUUUGGCUGUUACAUCAAGUAUAAAAGAUACCUUCAAAGCCAACUUUCUCCAAAUGAGCAACAAGAUCAUAAUGCUUGCCAAAAUGUCAAAGAAAGUAAAGUGCUAUGAACAGAUAGGGCAGUAUCUGAAGUUGCUAGAAACUGACCCUAAUUGUCAACAGGAUGUUGAAAAUUCAGAUGAUGAAAUAUCAGAUGUUGCCCUGGUAGUAGCUGCCCUGCUGUUGCAGAAGUCUGGUAAAAACGACCUAAGCAGCAUCAUCCAGUUCAUCCCAGAAGGUUCGAAUUUUGAAAAGGCUGCCAGUGAAACGCAAGAGAUGCAUCCAAAGAUAUUGGUCAAGAAGAGCAUUGAGGACAUUGGGAAAAAGGCUGUCGUAGCGGAGAAGAUAGCGGUAUGCCUUUGCAAGGGAUGUUGCUCGACGCAAUUGUUGCGUAUAUGGCCGUGA